AUGAAUUCAUCAACAAAUCUUCACGAUUAUUUAACAAAUAAUGUUUCAACAAAAACACCUUUGAAUAAUAUCAAUGAUGAUGACGAUGAUGAUGAUGAUGAUGACGAUAUAGCAGUUGCCACAAGUCCAACAACAAUGACCAAUUCCGAUAGCAGUGAUAGUGCUAUUGUUUCUGAUGAUAUGGAUGAGAUCGAUUUAAUAACUGACACACAAUCUGUAUAUCGAAAUUCUUGGCCUGAAAUCCUUGAAAAAAAUAAUGUAACAAUUUCAUCAUCAUCACCAUUUGCAUCGCUCUCACAAUCAUUUGAUAUAUUAAAUCAAUUCGAUCAACAAAUAUUUUAUGAAAAUUCAUUGACUAAUCAUCAUCAACAACAACAACAGAAAUAUAAACGUCCAUUACCAUGGUUAAAUUCUAAUUCAUCAAAAUCUUCUAUAUCAUUUUCUUCAUCUUCAUCAUCAUCUCUUCAGUUACCAUUAAAUAAGGAUUAUGUUACGCUUGUUCGUGAACUAUCUCAACUACGUGAACAAUUAACAGAAAAAGAAGAUGAAGUUACUGAACUUAAAGCUGAACGUAAUAAUACACGUUUACUUCUUGAACAUUUGGAACAACUUGUUGCUCGACAUGAAAGAUCCAUUCGAACGACAGUUAUGCGAAGACAAGCUCAAGGUGUUUCAUCCGAAGUUGAAGUACUUAAAGCACUUAAAUCUCUAUUUGAACAUCACAAAGCCUUAGAUGAAAAAGUUCGUGAACGACUUAAAAUUGAAAUUGAAAAAAAUACUCAACUUAAAGAUGAACUUGAACGAACGAAAAAUGAACUUGCCGGUGUUCGUGAAACACAACAAGCCAAAGUAAUUGAUAUUAAUCAAUUAAAAACAAUGUCUAAUGGUACAAUUGAUCCUGAUUCAUUAACUGGUAAAUUAAUUGAAAUGCAAGAAUUAAUGGAUAAUCAAUGUAAUGAAUUAAUAUCAUGUCGAGCACGUGUACAUGAAUUAACAAAUCGUAAUAAAGAAUUAGAAGAACGUGCAUGUUUAUUUCAACGUGAUUUAUCUCAUUCACAUGAACAAAUAAAUAAAUAUCAACGUGAUUUAAAAGAAUCUCAAGCACAAAAAGAAGAUCAAGAAGAACGAAUAUCAACAUUAGAAAAACGUUAUUUAAAUAUACAAAAAGAAACAACACAUUUAACAGAAUUUAAUAGUCGAUUAGAAAAUGAAUUAGCUACAAAAGAAACUCAACUAAUGCAUACUGAAGAAAAAUAUCAAGCUUUACAAGAUAAAUAUGAUUUAUUAGAACAAAAAAUUCAAUCACAGCCUGAUGUUGAUUCAUCACUUAAACAAAAUGGUAUUGAAAUUUCAAAUAAUCUCAAUGGAUCAUCAUCUAUGCAAACUUAUUCGAAUAGUCCAAAUAAUGAUGAUAAAUUACAUCAACUUCAAAAUGAAUAUGAUGAUCUUAAAAUGGAAUUAACACGAGCUCGUCAACGUGAAAAAGUUACAGAUGAACAUAAUAAUCGUUUAUCAGCAACAGUUGAUAAAUUACUUGCGGAAUCUAAUGAACGUUUACAAACACAAUUACGUGAACGUAUGCAAACAUUAGAAGAGAAAAAUCAUCUCGUACAAGAAAGUGAAAAACUUAAAAAACAAUUAGAAGAAACACAAAAUGAACGAACAAAAUUAUUAGAUGAUAUUGAUAAACUUAAAAAUGAACUUGAAAAUAUUCGAAAAGAAUUACAACGUUUACAACAACAACAACAACAGCAACAACAACAACAACAAAAAAUUGAACCUCUCCCAACACAAAAUCCUCCAUCAAAUGAUUUUGUCACAAAUACAACUGAUUCAUCCAAUAGACGUUCACCAAUAAUGCGAGCUAUUAAAUCAACACCCACAAUAUCCGAUCAUAUUUUUAAAGGAUCUGAAGCUGAUUGGGAUACAAUUGAUCAAGCUCAAGUUAUAAAUGAUGUUCGUCUAGCUUUUGAAUCAUCUGAUGUUGAAUUAACAACUGAUGAUGAAGAUUCAUUAUAUCAACAUCAUCAUCCGGUGACAAUGAAUAAUGGAACAAUUUCUCAACAACAACCAACACAUAAUGAUGCUCAAACAUUAGCACUUGUUUUACAAGAACAACUUGAUGCUAUUAAUAAUGAAAUACGAAUGAUUCAAGCGGAAAAAGUUGAUGCUGAAUUACGUGCUGAAGAACUUGAAUCACGUGUUGUAGGAAAUUCCGUUUAUCAUUUAGCUGAUGAAGAUGAAGAAGAAGAAGAAGAAGAUGAAGAAUUAAAUCAUCAUCAUAGACAUCAUUCAACAGCAAUGCCUAAUGGAACAAUUAGUCAUUAUCAUUCACAUUUAUCACAACGUUAUUUAAGAAAUUCACCGCCAACGACAUUAAAUACACAUACAAAUUUUACAGGACGAUUACCACCACAUACAACAAGUGGAAAUCCAUAUAAAUUCAAUACAGCUCCACCUAGUAUGUCAACUUCACAUAUGUAUGCAUUUAAUGUAGUCGCUGAUCCAACGGUUGUUAAUGAAUAUGAUCAUGCAUUACAUCAUCAAUCUCCACGUACAUUUCGAGGUGAUUACGGAACACCAACACGUUAUUUAAAAUGUGAAUCAAGUCCGCCUGUAACUCCACCUCGAGUUACAACAAAUAUUCGAACAGCAACGCCUCAUCAUAAUUAUCAUUCAUCAUCAAGUAUUCAAAAUCAAUAUAGAAUGAAUACAAAUCCAUCGAGAACACCUACACAACAUAUCGAUGAGAAUACUAGGCAUUAUUAUCCAAAUCCGUCCAUGGUUCAGCCAACAUCUUUAUCCUCAACUGCUCAUCAGGAUUCUCCAAGUCCAAUAAGUUCUCAAAAUUCCACAUCAGGAGAUGAUAAUAGUAUUUAUGCUAGAAAUCAACAACAACAAAAAAAGAAAGGUAUUCGAAAUUCUCUUGGACGUUUAUUUACACGUAAACCUGGUUCAUUUGAUAAUAAACAAAUGCAUGAAAGUAUUCAUCAACCAAUAUCAUCUUAUCAACAACAUUACUCAUCACCUUAUGUCACUCGCGCUUCAUCUGUACCUGCAGAUAGUGCUGGACAUAAUGAAAUGAAUGAAUCUACUACCGGUACAUUACUCAGUUUGGGUAAAACAGAAUUUGAUCGUCGUAUAAAAAAGAAACAAGAACUACUUGAAGAUGCUAUACAAAAUAGUCGUCCAUUUCCAACAUGGGAUGGUGCAACUGUUGUUGCAUGGCUAGAAUUAUGGGUUAAAAUGCCAGCAUGGUAUGUUGCUGCAUGUCGUGCAAAUGUUAAAUCAGGUGCAAUUAUGUCGGAAUUAAAUGAAGAAGAAAUUCAACGUCAAAUUGGCAUUAGUAAUCCAUUACAUCGACUUAAACUUCGUUUAGCUAUACAAGAAAUAUUAAAUUUAACAUCACCAGAUGGACCAAGAACAUCCGUUACUUCAUUAACAUUUGGUGAAAUGGAUCAUGAAUGGAUUGGAAAUGAAUGGUUACCAAAUCUUGGUUUACCACAAUAUCGUUCAUAUUUUAUGGAAUGUCUCGUUGAUGCACGUAUGCUAGAACAUUUAAGUAAAAAAGAUUUAAGUAAACAAUUGAAAAUGGUUGAUAGUUUUCAUCGUACGAGUUUUCAUUAUGGUAUUAUGGUAUUAAAACGAGUUAAUUAUGAUAAGAAAGAACUAGAUAGAAGACGUGAAGACUCAUUGAAUGAAAAUCAAGAUGUACUUAUAUGGACAAAUGAACGAAUUAUUCAAUGGUUAGCAACAAUAAAUGGAUUAAAAGAAUAUGCAAAUAAUUUAACGGAAACUGGCAUUCAUGGUGGUUUGAUUGCACUUGAUGAAACAUUUGAUUAUAAUACACUAGCAUUAGCACUACAAAUACCAAGUCAACAAACACUGACACGUCAAAUACUUGAUCGCGAAUUUCGUUUGUUAAUUGCUAAUGGUACCGAUAGAAAAAUGGAUGAAAAUGAUCGGGCAAAACUAAAACGUAAUCCAUCGUUGUUUUCUCGAAAAACGAAACCAAAAACCGGAAAUGGUGAAAUGGCACAUCCCAAUGGCAUUGAUACAUCAACUAUAACUCCAAAUGAUGAAACUCAACAAUCAUAA
Messenger RNA from Adineta steineri, 4098 nucleotides. NCBI's taxonomy places the organism in Eukaryota, Metazoa, Rotifera, Eurotatoria, Adinetida, Adinetidae. The record is from the annotation of a GenBank genome assembly.